CAUCAAAAAAUUUGAAAAUUUUAUAAAAAACAGUAAUAAAAAAAUUCAAAAAUUUUUGUAAAGCAAAAUCACAUUGUUCAAUUACCACGGUAUUUAAAAAACAAUAAAUUUAAAUUUGUCUUUAUUUUUAUUUCGUCAACAAUGUAAAAAACGCGAGUUUUUGAAAUGCGCGUAAGCCUUACUGUCUCUUUUUGUGUGAGACGCGAAGGUUUUUGAUACUUUUUCAACAAUUUCUCAACCAAAUUUGAAGCAAGUCUUUUUUAUUCAAAAGAUUAUCUUCUUUUGCUCCCGCCUUUGAUUGAAAAUUCUGUGUUUUUUUGAGAAUCACAUUUUAAAGAGUUCUGAGUGAAAAAUACUUUUUUCAUUUUUUUAUUUUCUCGACAAUGCAAAAAGUGCUCGUUUUAUAUGAGAUCCGCUGAGAGCUCUAAUACCAAGAGAUCUGACUGAAAAAGUUGACUGAUUUUUUUUUUUAAUUCCUUAAAGCGUAUUUGGGGGCAAAAUUCCAACAUAUUUUUGGAAUUUUGCAAAUGGUUGCAAAAAAAGUUUUGGUUGUUGAAAACACCUAAAACUCAUGCUGGAGCAUUCUAUUUUGCAACAAUAUUCAUGCAAAGUUCCUGAAAAACUGGAAAAUUCCGCGAGUUUUUAUGCGGAAAAUCUUGCCCAAAAAAACCAAUGCCAAUAAACCAAAAUACGAAAAUUAGAACCAGAAACUCUCUGUAUAUAGCUAUUUGAGGUUAAUCACAAUUGAUGCGUUUUUGAUUCAAACAAUUACCCAAGGUUUACCAAAUUGGGUAACGAUUUUUAAGUCUCCAUCAUCAGUAAGCUGCCGACCUUUAACCAAAACAUCCUCCACAUUCUAACCAUUAGCAAACUGAAGAAAUUGUUCAUUAAAACGCGGAAACUCCCAAUAAAAAAAAUCUUCAAUUUGUUGCGAUCCAAUGUAAACCUUCAGAGUGUGUUUCACAGUUUGAAUAGCCAAGGUUCUUCAAUGCGUUUUGAGCACUUGAAGAUACUUAUAAUGAUUAUUAAUAAAUCGUCUUGAAAUUGAAUUUAAAUUACAUGUUACUUAACGAUUUUUCGAGAGACUGCCAAUUAGACAAUCUGCAUAACCGCUUUUUUCCUUUUGCUUUUACACCUUUGAAACUCUGUCCACGUCUAACGCAAUUGCAAACGUUUGCCAAUUUUAAGUCGCAAUAUUUUCAACCCCAAAUGUAAACGUUCAACUAACUGGCAUCAAGAAACCAUCACCAUAUCAUUUAAGGAUUCGAUCUAAUACGCUUCAUUAAGCAAGAAACUCAUAAAUAAUAAGUUAUUAGAUAACAAACGUAUAUACCAAUGAACUGAGUGAACGUUUUUACGGUUUAAAACCAUCUAUAUACCCAAGGAUUGUUUUCAUUCAGUUGCACAAUGCCCUGGGUGAUUUUUAAUGAAGAUACUUAAAAAUAAGUUUUGCAAUCCAUAGCGAAUCCGCGCGUUUCGGUUCUUUGUCAGCGUUCUUCACUUGUGUGUGUUUUCCUAAGAAAAGUAUCAGAUUUUUUAUUGUUGUUUAAUCAAUCGAGUAGCACACAAGUGUAUCUAAUAAAUUAGGAGGUGAAGUCAAUGAAAGUAAAUAUAAUAAUUUACAAUACAAGGAUCUUAUGUAGGUGUAUUUUAAUUGCUUUACUUGAUUCAAGACGCAAAUGCGCCCUUUGUAAAUGUUGGAAUAAAGCUUCCGGGGGCCUGCAGUUGCGAGAAAAUGUUUAUUUUUACAUCAUAACAUGAACUAGAAAGCGCGUAAAAAUUAGCCGCAGAUGCCAGAUGCUUCGUGUAUCUUCUAUAGGCUAAAAAAUUCAAGUUGCUACAUCAUCCAGAUUAGAACUUACGAAUUUUUAGAAAUCUUAGAAAACGCGCAAAAAUCAACGUUUUAUGCGAUUACAAUCAAAUUUUGAGGGUCUUGAGAUGUAAGAUUCUGCUAUAGACUGUAAAAUUUCCAAAGGACCUCAUAAUCUAGAGUAGAAGUUACGAAUUUUUAUUGGAGAUGGUGUAGCGGCGUAAAAACACUCACUUUUAGCCCAACAUUUUCAAAAUUCGCAAACGUCGGCAUUUUAUACUUUUUAAUUGAAAUAUUCAGGGGUUUUUCACUCAAGUCUCUUCUAUAGACUGUGAAACAAGUUCUUACAUGGUCUAGAUUAGAAGUUGUGAAUUUUUGUUCGAGGCAUUUUACAUGAAAGCGUUUACUUUGGGACCAACAUUUACAAAGGGCGCACAUAUUUGAAUUUUAGGCGACUUGAAUGAAAUGUUGACGGUUUUUGGACUAAAUGAAAGUCAAUGGUUUUUUAGAUCCGAAUCUUUUCUAUAAGCGGAGAAAAUUUCAAGUAGCUGCAUGCUCUAGAUUAGAAGUUGAGAAUUUUUAUUCAAGGGUCUGCUCUUGCGUGAAAACAUUUAUUUUGGAACCAACAUUCACAAAGGGCGCACACAUUUGAAUUGUAUACAACUUGAAUGAAAUGUCGAGGGUUUUUGGUUUACAGUCUCUUCUAUAGACUGUGAAAAAUUCAAGUUGUUACAUACUCUAGAUCAAUAGUUGGGAAUUUUUAUUCAAGAACAUACUUGCGUGAAAAAGUUAACUUUUGGACCAUAAUUUACAAGGGCGACAAACUUUUGAUUUUAAUGCAACUUAAAUGAAAAGUCAACGGUUUUUAGAUCCGAAUCUUUUCUAUAAGCGGAGAAAAGUUCAAGUGGCUGCCUGCUCUAGAUUAGAAGUUGGGAAUUUUUAUUCGAGGGUCUGCUCUUGCGUGAAAACAUUUAUUUUGAAAUCAACAUUCACAAAGGGCGCACACCUUUGAAUUUUAUACAACUUGACUGAAAUGUUGAGGGUUUUUGCUUGGAAGUCUCUUCUAUAAACUGUGAAAAAUUCAAGUUGUUACAUACUCUAGCUUAGAAGUUGGGAAUUUUUAUUCAAGAUCAUGCAGCUGCGUGAACAUUUUCACUCUCUAGAUGAGACCCGUUUACUUCCCCAUUUUUGUUAAAUUCCGCAGUAUAAAAAUAACUGAUGAGUAUUUGACCACGACGGUCUAAAAGCCCGAAAAACUCAGCAGUUUCAAACAGCAUUACUUAGAAUGUCUGAAAGAAUGUUUUUUUCCACAACGGCCUACAAGUCUAAAAAAUCUCACCGGUUUUAUUCUCCCAAAGCUAUAUCGGAUGAAUAUGGAAAAUAUGAAUUUCGUAAUUGUUUUAAAUAACAGUUUGCGUAUGUCUAACUAGUACAACUUAUGCAGCCUAAUUACCAUGUUCUAAUCAGUGGCGGGUUUGCUUAAUUUGCUCGAGCGCAUUUUGCAUCCUGUGUGAGGCAUCUAGAUGUUUGGAAAUUUAAUUUUAGCGAUUGUUGUUCCGUUAUAUAACGAUGACAUCAAUUUCAAUAAGACAGUCUAAUGCAGCACCGAUUUAGUUUAUUUUCUCUUUAACCAAAUUUGCUGCCGCCCAGAUCGUCGAGAUUCUGCAUUAUUAAUAACAUUGAAAUAAAAUUCGAUAAAACACAUCAGCCGGUGGCCACACACUAUGCAACGUUACUGGGAAAAAGGCGUCUGUUGAAACACGUUUGUUCUGAGAUUUUUUUGCCAAUUUACUUUAAGUUUAUUUAAUUGUGAAUCGGAUGAUGAAAUGGGUAAUUAAGCGAUGCUCAGCCUUGGGGGGCUUCAAAUGGGGCCUCCGAACAAUAAAAAGGUUAUUAUAAUUUAAAAGUAUUGUGAAUCGUACAUGUAAUCGGUAGCUCACAUCAAGUAAAGUAGCAUUUUGUAAAUUGCAUAAGUUUGUGGCUUUUCUGAUACAGAUUUGCCAAGAUUCGCGUACUUAAACAGGAAAUUAUAACUCGCGAAAACACGCACAGAGGAACGAUUUCUUCACGUAAAUUUGAAUAUUUUUUUAUUUAAAUCAAGCGGUUUUGGCCUAAAUCUAAAUGUUUUCAAAUUGUUUUGGUUGAAAAGUCCAAAGAGUUUUAUUUAAUGCCGAAUCUGGAUGGAGUUGCGCAAAUUUGUCGCGCUUAGAAGUAGCGACAGCCAAAUUGUACAGACCUGAAGUUAAAAAUUCCCAACUUCGAAACUCGAGCGAAUAAAGAGUUGACACUUUAGAAUCUCACAGAAGAAACCUUCCUUUAAGUAAGCAGAAACUUUCAUCGAGUUUAAACAGUAUCUCCAGUAUUUAGAAUUUUUCUUACCCGCAAGUAAAAAGCCGUAGUUAUGUGCUAAGUCUAAAAAUUCCGAACUUUAGAAGUCAAGCGAAAAAAAAGCUGAAAUUUCAAAAAAUGAUAGGGGAAAUCUUUAUUUAAUCGCCCAGAAAAAUUCAUUGAGUUUAGACGUUAUCUCGAAUUUUAAGAAGUUUUCUUGCCUGAAAGUAGCGAGCCGCAAUUAUGCAAGUCUAAAUCAAAAAAUUCGUAACUUCGAAAAUAGAGCGAAUAAAAAGCUGAAAUUUCAGAACAUCAUAUGAGAACCUUUUGUCUAAAUGUGCAGAAAGUUUGAUGCAGUCUAGACUGUUUCUUCUGAUUUACGAAUGCUUCUUGCCCGGACUUGAGUGCGGCACUAUCCGCAAUCAAGAAAGCGUUAAAUUAAAAAUACAUAACUUUGAAAAUCGAGCGUCAAACGAGCUGAAAUUUCAGAAAUUUGUAGAGCAUAGAUUUGUUUAAAAGCACACACAAUUUCUUCCAAUUGGCGCUGACUGUUGAGUUUCAGGAAUUUUUCUUGCUCAGAACUUAUGAAUUGUGUAAUUAAAUUUGUCGCAAUUAUGCAAACCGUACUGUAAAAAUUCAUAGCUUCGGGAAUCGACCGAAUAAAACUCUGAAAUUUCUGAUAUCCAUGGAAGAAACACUAAAUUUCUUGAAAGUUUAAGCCAUAUAAGAGUGACUGCCGAGUUUGAGGAUUUUUUCUUACUCAGAAGAAGUGUUUCAAUAAUGAAACUUCUCGUUCAAAAAUUCAUAACAUCCGAAAACUAUCGAACUGAAAACUGAGAUUUCCUAAUUUUAUGGAAAAAUCAGUUGCUUAAAAUUGCAAAAAGUUUCAUUCAUCAGGCUCAACGCUGAGUUUCAGGAUUUUAGAGGCAAUUAAUCAUGCAAGCUUGGAUGUAAAAAUGCCAAACUUCGAAAAUCCAACGACAAAAACGCUGAAAUUUCUCCAAUCUAUGGAAGAACCAUUUGUUUAAAUCUGUACAAAGUUUCAUUGGAAUCAGACCGUUAGUCCAGUUUCAGGAUUUUUUUGUGUGUGCAACCCUUGCAGAUUCAAUGUUGUGUAUGGGCAAAUUUAUACAAGAACCCAGUGGAGUUACAGUAUAGAAACUGCGUUUAAAACACCUUGUAUACAGUAGGUUUAGCCCAUAUCUCCUAAAUCUAGUCCAAAUGGUGCAAUCCGGCAAAUAAUCGGUUAAAGUGAAGCACCAUUAGAAUCAGCGUCAUGAAGCGGCCAGCAAUUAUUGUAAUUGUAACUUCGGGUGUUCGGUAGGCAAUUCGGGGGGAUGCAUAGAAAGGGGGGCCUCAUCAAGGUCCAAAUAUCCACUAUAAAUAAAUCCGCCGAAGAUGAGGUGCUACAAGUCAGUCACCUUUCAGGACUUCAACAUGAAGGUGUUUGUCUGUCUUUUAGUGGUGGCCACUGCAGCCAGUCUGAGCGAAGCCGGAUUCAUUAGCGGAGGAGGCGGCUAUGGCGGCGGCGGCGGUGGUGGCGGCUGGAAAUCCGGAGGUGGCGGAUGGUCCAGCGGAGGCGGCGGAUGGUCUGGAGGCGGCGGUGGCUGGAACCUAGGCGGAGGCGGCGGAGGAGGCGGCUGGAAGUCCGGAGGAGGCGGAGGUGGGUACGGCGGUGGCAGCGGAGGCGGCGUGAAAAUCAUCAAAAUUGUCGUGCCAAGCGGCGGCGGCGGCGGCGGUGGAUAUGGAGGUGGUGGUGGUGGUGGAUGGAAAUCCGGAGGCGGAGGCGGUUGGUCUUCAGGAGGAAGCAGCGGCUGGUCUCUAGGAGGAGGCGGAGGCGGCGGCGGCUGGAAGAGCGGCGGCGGUGGAGGCGGCGGCUGGUGGUGAAAACCACUCACUAUUGAAAUUUCCAAACUUCCAGUUUCACGUUUAUUAACCCAAAAUGUUGCACAACUGUACAUAAUCAAUUUUUUGUAAAUUUUGUAAAAUAUAUUUUUUUACUAUUCA
This is a messenger RNA of Dendroctonus ponderosae (mountain pine beetle), 6145 nucleotides long. RefSeq names its product ctenidin-3. The record is from RefSeq and is a predicted model, not a curated record. Bases 5537 to 6025 code for a protein of 162 amino acids. The transcript is spliced from 6 exons. Lineage: Eukaryota; Metazoa; Arthropoda; Insecta; Coleoptera; Curculionidae.